AGGGUCAACAGCUUUCAAAGCGUUCAACCAGCGUCAUUCCAGUUUGAAACUUGGACGUGGUGGUCGUGUUUUGUCAGUCACUCUCCUUAAAUUUUGUAUAUCAAUUAGACGCUGCACAAACGAAAUAAUAAAAAAACGAAGUUCUAAGCCGGAACGUUAAGUGUCAAGUGUGCAGUCUUUUUAACCAUUUUAUAAUCUCAGGCAGUGAUAGAGACAUAAUUAUUCGUUUAUCGAUUCAAUUGAUUCAUAUUUCGUUACGCGUUUGAAGACAAAAGUCAUUAGUCAGUAUGCCGCCGUUUCAAGGUUUGGUUCCUACUCUCACGGAAAAAAGCAAUCAAAUGUCUACAGCAAGCACUUCGUCAGCAGCCCGCUCGAGCACAGCGGCUCAACAAAAUAAUGUGACGACCAACCAACAACGUCUCCCAUUCGGAUCGGUAUCAGUCUCGAAUCGAAGUGCAGUUCUGUUACCGCCAAACAUAAUUAUAGGUUGCCGAUCAUUACGACGCACGCUACCGACGCUGUCUUACACUAGAAAAUUUUUCGGUGUUUCUGUCCCAGAGCGUCCAUUACAUCUUCCGUUCCCCGUAAUCAAUACUGUCAGUGCAAACAUUCCACUUCCUCCAAAUUGGAACGCAAAUAUGGAAAAGGUCGCACAAUCACUGGAUCCAUACCAGCUUUUUGCAGUCGAUUCAAAAUCGCAAGAAUUCCGAAAAUUGGAGAAAUUACUCGAUCCUUUAAAUGUCUGCUACAUCGACCGAAUCGUGAAUCCAACGGUGUGGACACGUUUCGUCAAUGCAAGAAAUGAAAUGCUGAAGGCGAAAUGCAACGAUCCGAUGGUAUUGACCGAGCUUGGCCUCAGCCACGAAGAAAUUGCACGCAGGCAGCAGUCACUGAAUUUCUUGCGACACAAUGCGGUAGACGCAGCCCCAUUUGACGACAAUUUUGCUCUGCUUUUCCAUUGUACGAGAGAUCGGCAAAAUGUCGAACAGAUUCAACGUGAUGGUUUCGAUGAGCGACUGAGUAACGGUGGAAUACUCGGACGGGGAAUUUAUUUUACCGACAGUUCCAGAAAAGCAAUUAGUUAUGAUCGGAGUAACAGUGGCGUACUCUUCAUCUGUGGAGUGUUACUUGGAGAUUGCAUUACGCACAAAGACUCUGCUGGUUUUGGUUCAUUGAAAGAACCGGAAAAAUUGCCGGCAGAACGGCGGUACAUUGACGACAAUAAUUUCGAUUCGGCCAUGGGACAAUUGAAAUUCAACGAAUACGCAGUCUACAACAGGUAUCAAUGUUAUCCGCUGUACAGAGUGGUCUAUUCCCGACUGCAAUCAAGGUUCGAUCACUCAUCUGAUUAUGUGACUCCACCGCCGUUCCGUUGGCUAGCUGAAAAUGAAUUUCGCAAAUUGGCGGACAACUCAACAUGGCCAUUCCAUGCUAAGACCGUUUUUGAAGAAAUAAAUGGAUCGAAAGAAACAACUCGCCAGAUUAAACGAUCAGCUGCACCGACACGAGAAUCAAUCGGUACAAAGUCAAGUCGACAAACACUCAACGAAAAUCUUAAGAUCUUAACGUCCGAGAUCUUAAAAGGUCCUGACCAUGCUGACGAAGAAGAGAAAGAGAACGAUUUCCCUGUCGGAAGCGCCUUUCGACAAAACUCUUGUGAAAAUAUACGACAAGAAGCAGCUGCAGCAAACGAAAGUAAAAUCAUGGAAUCAUUGCUCAAUGGUGAAACACUCAAUGACAUUCUACCGAAGAAGAUACAAAUGGCAUCAUCUACGACCGGUCCUUUAUGAAGGUAUGUGUCGGAACCUUCUAAGAGGAUGAGGAUGGAGUUAAAAUUAAGACAAAUUGUAUGGACGUCGUGAAGACGUUCGCUUUUUUGGGGUCGGAAUAGAACAAUUAAAGUUUGACAGUUUAAGGUAUGGGAAAAAUACGGACAUGAAGCAUGGAGGGAGGGACGCUGAAUAAUUAAGAAAACAUUUAAUGAACGACACCAUAUAUUACCUAGAUGUAAGUAAUUUAAUCAUUUGUGUAAGUCUUUAUGUAACAAGCGAAAUACUUGAAUAAAUAUUUUAAAUUAAAA
Molecule: messenger RNA, 2080 nt
Organism: Bradysia coprophila
Lineage: Eukaryota; Metazoa; Arthropoda; Insecta; Diptera; Sciaridae
Cellular component (GO): nucleus
Molecular function (GO): NAD+ poly-ADP-ribosyltransferase activity
Source: RefSeq, a predicted model, not a curated record